CGUUUCUAAGCAGAGAGGAGACCAACAUGCAAACUAUUUGAUCUUAUGAGCCUGGAUCUGUAGUUGGGUUCCACAUUGUCGAUGGCUAUCGCCCAGUGAGAAUACAAGAUCCAAGAGUUGCACGCCCAACACCAAACAGCUUUGUAUUUCUUUGUGUUUAACCAGCAAUGAAGAGCUUUUUUCAAUUAGGCAUUACAUUAAUGACGCAAGUAAAAAGUGUAUUGGAGACUUCACGAUUAAAGUUGAUGGCCAGACCACUGAGCAUUAUCAAAGGCAGAUUUUGAUACCCUCAAAAAAUAGGCUGCUAGAAAUGCAUUCCUAUAGAGUGCAAAUGCAUUCCUGAAACUGCAUCCUCCGGUACUGCAGGAACGUAGGAUAGGCUAGCCUACUGAGUGACAGGUCAUCACAAUUUUCGAUAACUCGAUACAUCCUAUGUUUCGGCAUGAUUAUGGUCACAGGGCAACGGUUCGUGAACCAUUGAAGAGCAGAACGUACGUAGGCAACAACGUAUUUGUUUUAGGAAAGCAUAAUCACCAGCUGAAUGUGACUUCCAUAACAUGGGCGGGGCUGUGACACUUUAAGGCAUAUACAUAUUUAUUGUUAUUGCGAUAAACAGCAUGCAGAAAACAACGAAUCAUGCAACACAUGCAAACCCCUGCAAAAGAUAAACAUUAAUAAACCGGUACACGUCACUAAUAAGGAGUUGCGCUCCAGUGACGUAUGCUCCGUCUGCAGCCUUGGAGCCCAGCGCAGGUCAUCCCCGCGUCCGGUCGAGAGCAACAACAUUCCCGCUGGGUGGUUCUGGUUGACGGCUCGCUAAAAGGAUGAGUGGAUGCGCUUCAUGAAUCAUGAAUGCGGCAAUUAUGUCAUUGAGCUUCCGCUGAUAGGGCCUACGCUUGAAAAUGCCCUGUGUGAUCGAAGAUGGCGGAGUCGGAUGGUGGGGAUUUUACCUCGAAUCAUCCACAGAACAGUAUGGCUGACAAGCACAGCGUGCUGCGCUGCACCUUCUCCGCCCCGACCCACAGCGCCCUGCUGCUGCAGGGCCUGGCCGCCCUCCGGACCCGGGGCCAGCUGCUGGACGUGGUGCUGGCCGUCAACGAGGAGCGCUUCCAGGUGCACAAGGCCGUGCUGGCCUCCUGCAGCGACUACUUCCGAGCAAUGUUCACUGGAGGCAUGAGGGAAUCGAACCAGGACACCAUUGAGCUCCAGGGCCUGUCCGCCCGGGGGCUCAAGCACAUCAUCGACUUCGCCUACAGCUCGGAGGUCACCCUGGACCUGGACUGCAUCCAGGACGUCCUGGGGGCGGCUGUGUUCCUGCAGAUGGUCCCCGUGGUGGAGCUCUGCGAGGAGUACCUCAAGUCGGCCAUGAGCGUGGAGACGUGCCUGAACAUCGGCCAGAUGGCCAGCUCCUUCAACCUGGCCUCGCUCAAGGAGUCGGUGGACGCCUUCACCUUUCGCCACUUCCUGCAGAUCGCCGCCGAGGACGACUUCCUGCACAUCCCCCUCGAGCGGCUGGUCUUCUUCCUGCGCAGCAACAAGCUGCGGAACUGCAACGAGAUCGACCUCUUCCACGCCGCCAUCCGCUGGCUGGAGCACGACGAGGCCCGCCGCGCCCGGGCCGCCGCCGUGCUGGGCCACGUGCGCUUCCCGCUCAUGCGCUCCUCGGACCUGGUGGACAGCGUGCAGACGGUGGGCAUCAUGGUGGAGGACGUGCUGUGCCGGCAGUACCUGCUGGAGGCCUUCAACUACCAGAUCCUGCCCUUCCGCCAGCACGAGAUGCAGUCGGCCCGCACGCUGGUCCGCUCGGACGUGCCGUCGCUCGUCACCUUCGGCGGCACGCCCUACACGGACAACGACCGCACGGUGAGCGCCAAGGUGUACCACCUGCCCGACCCCGCCUCCCGCCAGUUCAAGGAGCUGACGGAGAUGGAGGCGGGCGUCAGCCACGCCUGCGUGGCCGUCAUGGACAACUUUGUGUACGUGGUGGGCGGGCAGCACCUGCAGUACCGCAGCGGCGAGGGCGCCAUGGACUGCUGCUUCCGCUACGACCCGCACCUCAACACGUGGCUGCGCAUCGCCGCCAUGCAGGAGGGCCGCAUCCAGUUCCAGCUCAACGUGCUGCAGGGCGUGCUCUACGCCACCGGGGGGCGCAACCGCACCGGCAGCCUCUCCUCGGUGGAGUGCUACUGCCCGAAGAAGAACGAGUGGAGCAAGGUGGAGCCGCUGAAGCGCCGCAUCUGGGGCCACGCCGGCGGCUGCCUGGGGGACAAGCUGUACGUCUCCGGGGGCUACGGGGUGUCGCUGGAGGACAAGAAGACCCUGCACUGCUACGACCCCGUGGCCGACCAGUGGGAGUUCAGGGCCCCCAUGAACGAGCCCCGGGUGCUGCACGCCAUGAUCGGCGCCAAGGACCGGCUGUACGCCAUGGGGGGCCGCAUGGACCACGUGGACCGCUGCUUCGACGUGCUGGCCGUGGAGUACUACCUGCCGCUCAGCGACCAGUGGACCACCGUCAGCCCCAUGCGCGUGGGCCAGUCCGAGUCUGGCUGCUGCUUGCUCAACGGCAAGAUGUACGUGGUGGGCGGGUACAAUUGGCACCUGAACAACGUGACGAGCAUCGUGCAGGUGUACAACCCCGACACCGACGAGUGGGAGAGGGACCUGCACUUCCCGGAGUCCUUUGCGGGCGUCGCCUGCACGCCCGUCAUACUGCCUCAGACUCCCGCGCAGCGCUGACGUGUCUGAAAGAGGGGAUGAACGGGUUGCUGUGGCGACCGGAUCUCUAGGUGCUCUCGUGACCGGCUCCUGUUACUACUAGCCGCUACUACGGUGCUCCUGAUUCUGUGUGUGUUUUGAGGAUAAUGACUAUAGGACAGACCGAUGGUUCUCUAUAGCACAGGUGGAGUACUAUUUACCAGGCCUUUGGCUGACAAACAGGAAUGUAAAAGCAUUGAGGUAUUAUUUUGGUUCCAUGAGGUAUUAUUUUGGUUCCAUGUCUGUCCUUGCUUGGGGGAGUUUGUUAAUGUGCUGCAGAGAGAGUGACCCACUUACACUGGAGCUGGGGCUGCUGCUGCCAGUAUGCCUACGCCCAUACAGUUUAAUCAGCCACUCAUCCUACCCCUUCCCGCUACGCUGGCACAAGAUGCAGCUCAAAUGAUGGGUCCUUUUUAUGAGAAGGAGGGAGAGAGGGAGAGAGAAGGAGGGGGGGAGAUAUGGAGAGGGAGAGAGAGAGAGAGUGGGAGGGAGGGACAGAGAGAGAGGGAGAGGAAAAUAGGACGUUACUAAAGGGGCAUGUGCAAAACACAGAGGUCGAACAGACAUUGGAUGAGGGCGGGGAUGGUCUCCUGUUAUCUCCUUCGUUCUUAUCUGGAGGUUAAGAGGAAGAUGUGUUUCAGCGAGCGAAUGGACAGGGAGCAGACCCAGAGGCCUACGGGUAGUUUCAGCCCUGACAAAGGCUGGUUGUUGUUGAACAGGAACGGAGAUUGGAUCUCUAGUGGAGAACUGAAGCAGGAGGGGAGAGAGGAGAUCGUCCAUAUAAUUUAACGGUCUUCCCCCAGCACUGUUUUUACAUAGUUUCAAUAUUUCAUGAAACAAAGGUAUUAUUUGUUUAGUUCUGCUUCAAUUAAUUGUGAGAAAUACGUACAGAAAACAUUGACACUCGAUUUUCAGUUCACAAACCGGUACUGUGAUUUAUACUGACACAGCACCACAUGUCUUCCGGACGGCCCAGGUCUGUUACAGUACCAUGGAGAACCGAAUGGACUGCGUCUUGGCAGUCGAUUCAGACGUUUAAUAGUAAUAAUCAUAGAUUCACGGAAGAUCUGUCAGCAGCCAGCCGGUUCAAUAGUUUCAUUGUCCUACAUGUGACUGUAGGCAAUAUCGGAUGCCUUAUCAGUACAGGUCAGGACAGGAUAUGACAUCACAGAGACCCAUGGGGGAGAGGUUCUGCUGGUCCAGCUUAAGGGGCUCUUGCACACACACUGGUACUACUUCAUUACUUUACUUAUUUUAUGGUGAAGUAGUUGUAUGAUUAUUUCAUUCAAACCCGUUAUUCAUAAUCCUUCCUGGGAUAGAUGUUAUUUUUUAUUAUGGUAUUAUUGUGUUUUAUAUUUUAUAUGAUUAAAGGUUUGAUAGCUUUCUUAAUUUAAAUACUGAUGGAACCUUUCUUCAGUUUUACAGAAUUAUGUUUCCUUCGGCCUCUUCUUGGCCCUCAGCAGGCCACUGACCGUUGUAAAGUGUUUUGCUAACGUCUAUAUAAUGAACCACUGUUACAGUGGCUUCCUUGCAUCCCACUUUAAGUAAUCAACUAUCGGGGUUGACCACACGCAGUCCAAACACUAAGCAACCGCCGAUCCAAAGGUUAAAGGAUAUUAACGAAGAUAUUCUUCAAUGACUUUCAAUUACUUUCUGCUUGAUUUAUCAAUAAUAAGGCUGUAUACUUUCUCUGAUUUGCAUUAAAAGCCGUAAGCACACUGAAAUACUUAAACUUUCAUAUUUAACGGUAUUUAACAUGGCAUGUUUGUACAGCGCUCUAUAUAAAACACUUUAUAAUACAUUUACCUUGACGUUUGAGUUGCAAGAGAAAGCGUGUGAAAUGUAUCAGCAUAGCUGGUUCUAUAUAGCUUUGUUCACUACCUAGUAUUCUGGGGAUUUAUUUAUUCAGUUUUAUUUGAUUGUUAUCAACUUUAUGUUAUUCUUUUUGUGGGGAGGGGGGGAUAGUUGAUACAUUUAGUAUUUAUUUCAUUGAUCCAAUCGUUUUCUUACAGACGUCUGCGUCAAGGGAUAAACCUAAAUAUUUUGGCCAACCUAAUUCAAUAUAUUUCCUUUUUGUUUAUACUAUAAACUCUCAUGUGUGAUGGACAACUAAAUCGAAAUACUUAAAAAUACCCAUAACAUGCAGAGGGAUGUUUGCACACACCAAAUAUCUUGUAAGGAAAAUUUUAAUUAUAAAAAUACAUCUCAAAGUUUGCUGAUAAACUCGGUCUUGGAAAGACAUGACCCUAAAUAAUAUCAGAUUUUACGUACAUUUUCGGAUGACUUUCAGUUUGCUUGCUAGCUAUUUGCUGUUUGCUUGGGGCAUUAUAUAUUUUUUCUUAUAAGCACUUACCUUGAGGCAUGAUACUGUAUCUCAUGUUGUUAUGGGCCCUGGCAUACCCAAAGACCCAUAAUUCACUUCAUGAGUCACAGCUGUAUCGCACCUCUCAGCUACUAUUGCACCUCUCAGAUACAAGGUGAAUGCGUUCUCAUUUUUUUAAUGAGAGAAAGUUAUUUUAUGUGGUGGAUUUUGUAAUGUUCCUUUUAAUGUACUGAUUUUGCAGUGCAAAGGUCGUUCAGCACUAACUAUUUCCGGUUUGACUUUUUUAAACGGUUUUACUAUCUCAACACAAUAGUUUGUUUAUAUUAAAAUCCACUCUUAUUACCAACCUGGCAAGCCAGAGCAAAUUUGUGUGUGUGUGUGUGUGUGUGUGUGUGUGUGUGUGUGUGUGUGUGUGUGUGUGUGUGUGUGUGUGUGUGUGUGUGUGUGUGUGUGUGUGUGUGUGUGUGUGUGUGUGUGUGUGUGUGUGUGCCCCCGCACACAAGAGAGAAACAAAUAUCAUUUCCAGCACACCCAUCUUCUCAGUAUUUGUCUCUUGGCCGCCGGAUGUAUUUUGCAUCAAGGUCAUGCUGACCAAAAAAUCCCCAGACCUAAGCAGAACGAGUCAUGGAGGGUUUUGUAAAGAUGUUGUAGUGCAGUGCUGCACUUCAGGAAGCAUUAAACACGAGUCGAUUUGUCUGAAUCUGCUGCCAACUCAAAAGUGGUUUCUAUAUAAAGCACAUUACAGGGUAGACCUGAGUGUGCAUUUUUCUUAAACAAUACAGUGUAUGAUGCCGGUAUCAGUAUGCCACACUACCCUUUUUCAUGAAUUCACCUGUUUGCCUUGGUGUACUCUUAUCUUGUUUUGUGUCCUCAUCUUAAAAAGCACCUAUCAUUUAAGUGCAUUAUGAAGAGAUCCGUAAACCAACAGAGAAUGUAGCCUCUCAUGUCACUGUAUAUCCAUCCUUUUAUUAAAGGUGUUCAGUGUCCUUAUAAA
This is a messenger RNA of Gadus morhua (Atlantic cod), 6071 nucleotides long. RefSeq names its product kelch-like family member 26 (gene klhl26). The coding region runs from base 922 to 2736 and encodes 604 amino acids. The transcript has 3 exons. NCBI's taxonomy places the organism in Eukaryota, Metazoa, Chordata, Actinopteri, Gadiformes, Gadidae. The record is from RefSeq and is a predicted model, not a curated record. Gene Ontology annotation, molecular function: protein binding.